CGAUCAACUCUCGUCUCGCGAGAAUACACUGCGCCCAAAGAAUUAUGGACGUCGGUGGGAACGGUGGUGGGCUUCCUGUAAACAAUAAACAGAGAGCUAUGCUACCUAAUAAAAGCAGGGGCGAAUUCACCCGCAACCCAAGAAAAGAUUCAGAGGGGCUGUCUGAGUCUCCAGACCUCGAGUUUGAAUAUGCUGAUACAGACAAGUGGGCUGCAGAGCUGUCAGAGCUGUACAGUUACACUGAAGGACCAGAGUUUGCUCUCAACAGGAAGUGCUUUGAGGUGGAAUUCAGAACACAUGUUUCUGAUAAGAAGUGGACAGAGCUUGAUGCAGCUCAACACAGAGCUCACGCCAUGCGCCUGUUGGAUGGCCUGGAGGUGAUUGCCCGGGAGAAGAGGCUGAAGGUUGCCAGGGCUAUUCUCUACAUGGCUCAGGGAACGUUUGCAGAGUGCAGCUCUGAGGCUGAGGUGCAGCAUUGGAUGAGAUACAACAUCUUUCUGCUGCUGGAUGUGGGGACCUUCUCUGCUCUGGUGGAGCUGCUCAACAUGGAGAUUGAUAACAGCGCUGCCUGUAGUAGUGCUGUCAGAAAACCAGCCAUCUCCCUUGCCGACAGCACGGAUCUCAGAGUGCUGCUUAACAUAAUGUACCUGAUGGUGGAAACGAUACAACAGGAUGACCCAGCUGACAAGCCUGAAUGGAAAAUCAUCAGGGAAACCUUCAGAGCAGAACUAGGAUCUCCUAUGUUCAACAACGAACCCAUUUCUGUCAUGCUCUUCGGUAUGGUUACCAAGUUCUGCAGUGGUCAUGCCCCUCACUUCCCAAUGAAGAAGGUGUUAUUGCUAUUGUGGAAGAGUGUACUGUUUACACUCGGAGGGUUUGAGCAGCUGCAAAGCAUAAAGGUUCAUAAGCGUGUGGAACUGGGUCUCCCCCCUCUACCGGAGGACAGCAUUCGAGUCAUUCGCAGUAUGAGGGCCGCUUCUCCUCCUGCGUCUGCAUCCGACCUCAUAGAGCAGCAACAAAAACGGGCCCGCCGUGAACACAAGGCAUUGAUAAAACAGGACAACCUUGACGCCUUCAAUGAAAAGGAUCCCUACAAGGCCGAUGACUCUCGUGAGGAUGAAGAUGACAACGAUGACAAUGACAACUCUAUAGAGGCAGAGACAUUCCCUCUAGAGAGGGACGAGGUAAUGCCUCCACCUAUUCCUCACCCUCCGUCAGAGAGAGUGUCCUUCCCCAAAGGACUGCCGUGGGCUCCUAAAGUCAGGGAAAAGGACAUUGAAAAUUUCCUGGAAUCAAGUAGAAGUAAAUUUAUUGGUUACACACUUGGGAAUGAUACAGACACAGUUGUUGGUUUGCCCAGGCCAAUUCAUGAGAGCAUAAAGACGUUAAAGCAGCACAAGUACGUCUCCAUUGCUGAGAUACAGAUUUCAAAGGAGGAGGAGUUUCAGAAAACCCCUCUGUCUGGGGGUGAGGAGGAGGUGGAUAUGUCCUCCACUGAGCUGCUCUAUCAGGGAAUUCUCCCCAGUUUACCUCAGUACAUGAUCGCUCUGCUGAAGAUCUUGCUCGCAGCAGCUCCGACUUCCAAAGCCAAGACGGACUCCAUCAACAUCCUGGCAGACGUGCUGCCGGAGGAGAUGCCGACCACAGUGCUGCAGAGCAUGAAACUUGGAGUUGAUGUGAAUCGACACAAAGAGAUCAUCGUGAAGGCUAUCUCUGCCAUCCUGCUGCUGCUUCUGAAACACUUCAAACUUAAUCACAUCUACCAGUUUGAGUACAUGGCUCAACACCUGGUGUUUGCCAACUGCAUCCCCCUCAUUCUGAAGUUCUUCAACCAGAACAUCAUGUCUUACAUCACAGCUAAAAACAGUAUUUCAGUACUUGACUUCCCUUAUUGUGUGGUGCAUGAGCUCCCGGAGUUAACUGCAGAGAGUUUGGAAGCGGGAGACAACAAUCAGUUUUGCUGGAGGAAUCUGUUUUCCUGUAUUAACUUGCUGAGGAUCCUCAACAAACUGACCAAGUGGAAGCACUCCAGAACAAUGAUGCUGGUGGUGUUUAAGUCCGCUCCCAUCCUGAAGAGGGCGCUGAAAGUCAAGCAGGCCAUGAUGCAGCUGUAUGUCCUCAAGCUGCUCAAAGUGCAGACCAAAUACCUGGGACGCCAGUGGAGGAAGAGCAACAUGAAGACCAUGUCGGCCAUUUACCAGAAGGUCCGACAUCGUCUCAACGACGACUGGGCGUACGGGAACGAUCUGGAUGCUCGUCCCUGGGACUUCCAGGCCGAGGAGUGUGCUCUGCGGGCCAACAUCGAACGCUUCAACAGCCGCCGCUACGACAAGAGCCACAGCAACCCGGACUUCCUGCCUGUGGACAACUGCCUGCAGAGCGUUCUGGGACAGCGGGUGGACCUGCCCGAGGACUUCCAAAUGAACUACGACCUGUGGCUGGAGCGGGAGGUCUUCUCCAAACCUAUUUCCUGGGAGGAACUGCUACAGUGAGACUCAACAACACCGUCAACAUCCUCACACAAGAAAUAAAACCGUUUCAAUCAGGAGUUCUGACAAACCACCAACAGUGCUCUCACUGAUCGAUCUCAGAUCACAGCAUUAUGUUACAUGUUCUGUACAGACUGAAGGUGACGGACGGACUUUCAUUCUCAAAAGUCACCCAGGUGUAAACUUCGAAUCAUCGCACCAAUCGAAUGCUUUGCGUGAUGAACUAUCGAGACUCUUUCCCACACUAACGUCACCCACAGUUUUUUUAAUAAAAUAGCUGAAAAUGAAUCCAGUGCUAAGUCUUGCUCCAUAUAUGGACCCAGCCCCUACCUUACAUAUACAGGUGUUUGCUUUGUGUGCCUCUUACCUGCUACAAAAGGUCAGUAAGUUUGACCUCGAAGCACUACAUGACAGUACGUUCACUCGUAAUUUUAAAGACAUUUACUUGGAAUCAUUUAUUUUUUAUUUUUUUGCAUUAACUGUUAAGACUCAAACAGAAGUGUGUGCACUUUGUUGAGGCAGGGCUCAGCACAUUUAAGAUGUUAAUAAAUCUACAUUUUCCUGAUGCAUCUCAUGAGUUUACCUUCUUCAGAGAGGUGAAAAGGAAUAUUUAUGUACAAAUACAAACAUGUUACUAAUAGCUAUUUCCUGACAGGGAUACACUUCUUGUUUACCUGACUCACCCUUCGUUGUUCUGCUGCAUUUGCAUAUGAUUUGACUUUUAUUUUGAAUUUCUUGCCUGAGUGCUGCCUACGCACCUUUGCUCUGGGACCAUGGAGGCGACCGUUUAGACCUUACCUGACCACCAGGCUGAAUGGACAAGACAACACAACCUUGUUUUGUUUUUUUAACUUCAUUAGUAUCUUCAUUUGCUUUGUUGUGUGGAAAAAAUGGUUUCACAUGUUCACAUGAUAUGACUGUGUGAAAGAAAUAUUUCUGGUUUUUAGAGCUGCGGUUUCUGAGCUUCACUCAUCAAGCUGUUUAAAACUGAAUGGGAUAAAUCAAUUUAAUUGCCAGUGAAAGAACCAUUUUCCUCUUGUCUUUUUUCUACUUUUCAGCUUUGUUUUAUUAUAAAGGUUAAGGAAAUGAGAAUACAUGUAAAUUGUGAAACUUAUUUAUCAUGGCUUUGUCUUUGUUUUACAUUGACUCAAAUACUGUAAUAAAAUGAUACUGUCAUUCA
This is a messenger RNA of Dicentrarchus labrax (European seabass), 3669 nucleotides long. It is a transcript of the gene strip1, whose product is annotated as striatin interacting protein 1. The transcript is spliced from 20 exons. The record is from RefSeq and is a predicted model, not a curated record. Gene Ontology annotation, cellular component: cytosol. Bases 45 to 2492 code for a protein of 815 amino acids. Lineage: Eukaryota; Metazoa; Chordata; Actinopteri; Moronidae. Gene Ontology annotation, biological process: cytoskeleton organization.